AUGGAACACCAGCAGCAGCAGCGUAAGCAGCGGGGCGGCGGCGGCGGCGGAGCAGUCGGGGCCAGCCAGAGUGCCGAGGCACCCUCGAGACGGGCACUGGGUCCCACCACCCUCCACUUUGUGCUACGCACGGAGCACGAGGCGCAGCUCUACGCCCUCCAGGCUCCUCCGUCCUCUGCCGGCAGCACCGGCCCCUCCGCGCCCGAAAUCGCUAAAGAUGACCGCCUGCGCCUGGAGGGUCCGCACGUGGUCGAGUUUAGCGCGGACGGGCGUCUGGGAGCCGUGGCCCACGGAAAGGGCGUGGCUGUCGCGGACUGCGGAGAGGGGUGGGCGGUGCGGCACAACCUGCCCGAGACCGACGUGGCGGCGCUCUCCUUCUCGCCGCGGGGCAGCUUCCUCCUCACGCUGGCGCGCCUCCCGUCGGCGCGUGUCGGGCAGCCCACCCCCGUCCCCGAGAAAGGCAACCUCUGCGUGUGGGACACCCGCUCGGGCCACCUCCUCGCCCACUUCCUCCACAAGAAGUCCGCCCUCGACGCCUGGCCGGUUAUCCGAUGGAGCGAGGACGAGGAGAUCGCCGCCAAGAUGGUCACCAACGAGAUCCAAUUCUUCUUCGGAAGCAACUUUGACCAAGUGACCAAGCGCAUCCGGCUGGAGGGAGUGUCCAAUUUUGCCUUUGCGCCGGGGACCCUCCCGCCAGUCGUGGCAGCCUUUGUUCCGGAGAAGAAGGGCGGGCCGGGCCAAGCCUCCAUCUACAAGUACCCCGCCGUCGACCAGCCCGUUGCCACCAAAACCCUGUGGAAGGCGCAGACCGCAGAGUUGGAGUGGGGUCCCAAUGCCUCGGGGCUCCUCGUCGCGGCCAAGACUGAUGUCGACAAGUCCGGCAAGUCCUACUACGGAAGCACCACCCUCCACUUUGUCUCUCCCCGAGCGGCCCCCGACGCCGCCCUUGCCCUCGAUGAAGAUGGACCCGUCCACGAGUGGAGCUGGAGCCCCGACGGCUCCAAGUUCGUGGUGAUCUACGGCUACAUGCCGGCACGUGCGACUUUGUUCGACGCCAAGUGCAACAAGCUCGCCGAGUUUGGCAAGGCUGCACGCAACACCGCUCGAUGGAGCCCGUGCUCUCGCCUUCUUGCCCUCGGCGGCUUUGGCAACCUCAAUGGCCAGAUUGACAUCUGGGACGUCAGCAAGGUCCUCAAGGUGGGCAGCUGCCAGGCCAGCUGCGCCUCUUCACUCGACUGGUCCCCGGACAGCGCGUACCUCCUCGCCGCAGUCCUCUCCCCUAAGAUCCGCGUCGACAACGGGGUGACCGUGUUCCGCUACAACGGCAGCGUAGUCGGCCACCUUGCGGUCGAAAAACUCUAUCAGGCGGCGUGGCGCCCUGGGCGGCUGGAGGAUUUCGCCCUCGUCCGAAUUCGUCCCGCCAAGACCGCCGCCGCCGCCGCCUCCUCCUCCAGCGGCGGCAGCCCCGGUCUCGGCUCUCGAGGUGGCGCAGCCGCGCCUGCAGGAGGCAAGCCUGCCAUCUACCAACCCCCGUCCCGCCGCGGCAUGGGCGCUGGCCCUGUGAAUGCUCUCAGGGAGGAGGACGAGGAAAGCGAGAAGCCGAAGAAGUACACGGCGCCUGGCCAGCAGGGGGGCAACAAGGAGGCACGCAAAAAAGCUGCCCCCGAGCUGCCUGUGGGCUUUAUCGCGGAGAGCAAGACCGCCAAGCGCAACAAGCAGCGUCGCCAGCGCAAGAAGAAUACCCGGUCGUGGUGCCAGGCCAGCGGCAGCAGCCCCACUGACUUACGCGUGGUGGGACGCACGCAUGGGCAGGGCGAGGAGGAAAGCGAGGCAUCGCAGCAGCAGCAGCAGCAGCAGGACGAGACGCAGGGCGCUGUGACGGCCGAGGACGCGGCCAAGAAGGCCAAGGCCAUCGAGAAGAAGCUGCGCCAGAUCGCUGGCCUCAGGGAAAAGCAGGCUGCCGGCGCCACGCUCGACGCCGACCAGCUCCAGAAGGUCGCCGCCGAGGCCGACCUUCGCGACCAGCUCCAGAAGCUCAAACUCUAG
Acanthamoeba castellanii str. Neff is the source of this 2046-nucleotide messenger RNA. Its product is annotated as eukaryotic translation initiation factor eif2a protein. Gene Ontology annotation, cellular component: cytosolic small ribosomal subunit. The transcript has 13 exons. Gene Ontology annotation, biological process: translational initiation. Gene Ontology annotation, molecular function: translation initiation factor activity; mRNA binding; tRNA binding. The coding region runs from base 1 to 2046 and encodes 681 amino acids. The record is from RefSeq and is a predicted model, not a curated record. Lineage: Eukaryota; Discosea; Longamoebia; Acanthamoebidae.